CUGAGGGUGGGACGGCUACAGUGGCUCUGUGUCUGCAGACGCGGUGUGGACGGAGGCUUGAGGAUUGCUGCUCGGCUUCAGUGAGCGCACCAGGAUGUGCAAGGCGGGGGCCGCAGUCAGGCUGAAGGGGAAGGGAAGGAGCAGCCUGUGAAACGGGGUGACGGCGGCGACCAGCCCGGGCGGGGACCGGGACUGGAAGAGGUGCCUGAGCAGCCGGCUGGUCCGGCGGCAGGGCUAGGGCGAGGGGCGCGGGGACGCAGAGACGAACGCCCCCUGAGCCUGCUGGAGCUGGAGGGGCGAGGAGAACGGUCGUCUCUGCUUUCGGAGAGAUACGAGGGCAGUGUGAGGUUUGGAGGAAGGGAGAUCUCAGGAAGUGUCCGGAAGUGUUGAGAAGCUGGGAACAGGCGUUUGGUACAAGGAAUCGAAAGGAUCCGGGAGAAAGAAGGGAGGUCUGUGGAAGCUAGCCGAAAAGAUUGGGUGACAAAAAAGAAGGUCUGUGUAAGUGAAGGAAAGGUGAGGUCUGGGUAGAUCAAAGGGUUAAGAGAAGGUGGUGGAAGUAGCUAGAGAAUCGAAGAAAAAGCUGUGGAAGUGGCUGGGGUCCGGGGCCGGAACAGUGCCAGCCGUGGCUGGAAGGCAGCGGAGCAGAGCGCAAACCUGAGAGUGUUUGGAUAUUGGAAGACUUGGUGGCGAACAAGAGUUAGGAUUCAGAUCCUGCCUGGGAACGUGGGCGACGUGUCCGGGAUGUGGGAUCGGAGGCUGGUGAGGUUGGCCUUGUUACAACAGCUUCGGGCUGUUUAUGGCAUUAAGAUCAAGGGUGGCCGUGGGCAGGGCGAUCGCAGGAGACAUGAAACAGCCACGGAAAUAGUGGGUAAGAUAUUUGGAGUGCCUUUUAAGGUAUUGCCUCAUUCUGUUGUACCAGAAUAUGGACAUAUUCCAAGUUUUCUUGUUGAUGCUUGUACAUCUUUAGAAAAGCAUAUUCAUACAGAAGGGCUUUUUAGGAAAUCAGGAUCUGUUAUACGUCUAAAAGCACUAAAGAAUAAACUGGAUCACGGUGAAAAUUGCCUGUCUUCUGCACCUCCUUGUGAUAUUGCAGGACUUCUUAAGCAGUUUUUUAGGGAAUUGCCAGAGCCCAUUCUCCCAGCUGAUUUGCAUGAAGCACUUUUUAAAGCUCAACAGUUAGGAGCAGAAGAGAAGAAUAAAGCUACAUUGUUGCUCUCCUGUCUUAUGGCUGACCAUACAAUUGAUAUAUUAAGAUACUUCUUUAACUUUCUCAGGAAUGUUUCUCUUAGGUCCAGUGAGAAUAAGAUGGAUAGCAGUAAUCUUGCAGUAAUAUUUGCACCAAACCUUCUUCAGAUAAGUGAAGGACAUGAAAAGAUAUCUGCUAAUACAGAAAAAAAGCUACGAUUACAGGCUGCAGUAGUACAGACUCUUAUUGAUUAUGCAUCAGAUAUUGGGCAUGUUCCAGAUUUUAUCCUGGAAAAGAUACCAGCUAUGAUGGGUAUUGAUAGUCUCUGUGCUACUCCAUCACUAGAUGGCUUUGAAGAAGGUGAAUAUGAAACUCCUGGUGACUUUAAGAGAAAGCGAAGGCAAAGUGUAGGAGAUUUUGUUAGUGGAGCAUUAAAUAAACUUAAAUCUAACAGAACACCCUCUGUUACACCUCAACAGAAAAGAAGGGCUCAGCUCUCUGCAUCACCAGUGAUUCUUACACCAAAUGCCAAGCGUAAACUCCCUGUAGAUUCUCAUGGUAUCUCAAGUAAGAAAAGGAAGUCCAUCAAGCACAAUUUUAACUUUGAGCUGUUGCCAAGCAAUCUCUUCAGCAGCAGUUCUACACCAGUAUCCGUUCACUUUGAUGCAAGCCCAGAAGGGUCAUCUCAGAGUUCACUCUCUCCUGUAGUCAUCAGUGGAAACCAUUUCAUCAGUACAGGUGUGCUAAGGCGAAGUAAAAGGAUUGCAGACAAACAAAUUUGCAGGGUGGAAUCAGGAACAGCAGGCUGCUUCUCUCCUAAAAUCAGUCAUAAAGAAAAGGUUCGAAGAUCUCUUCGUUUGAAAUUUAGUCUGGGGAAAAGCAGCAAAGAUGUAAAUGGGUGUUCUGGUGUCAAUAGAUAUGAAAAUGUUGGUCGACGACUUGCAAAUCAACAAAAUUUAAAAAAUAGGAUUGAAUCUAUAAAAACAGGUCUGCUUUUUAGCCCAGAUAUUGGUGAAAGACUAGCAAAGAAAGGUUCAAAAAAGAUCAGUAAAUCUGAGGACAACUUAUUAACUCCAGAGCGACUAGAUACAACUAGUUACCGGAUGUCCUGGAUGGGACCUAGUAAUUCAAGUUUUCAAGAAAUACAUGCAAAUGGAGCUUCUCCAAUAGAGGGAAAUCUUGAGGUGGAAAGCUCUUCCUUGGAGACUGAUACUGUAGUUGAAAAGUCAACUGUUAGUUCAUAUGAACUCACACUUUCUCAUGUACACCAUAAACAUAAUAAUUACAUAACUAGAAGUUCUCUCAGUGGGGAUGAAAAUAACUUGACCACAGAGACUUUGGUGAAAAUUCAAAAAGCAUUUUCUGAAUCUGGAAGUAAUCUUCAUGCAUUGGUAAAUCACAGGCAGUCAUCAGUAAAAUUACAUGAAGCAUCUUCUAUGGAAUAUAGCCUGGAGAAAAAUCUAAUUGAAACUAAUGAUUUGACGAUGAUAGAAUCAAAUGUACACCAUACUAGUAAAGAUGAAAAUGGUUUUUCAGAAAAAAAGUUCUCACUAUAUCAAACUCAAAAAUUAGAUAGAGAGGCAACUAUAAAAUGUUGCUCAACUGUGAUGAAGAUAGAACCUGAAAACUUGCAUUCAAACAUACCAAAAGAAUAUUUAAGCAAACAAGAAUUGUCUAGUGAUGAACAAAUAAAGCAGCAGCAACCCCCAGAGGAUAAACUAAAUACUGAAUUAAGGGAGAAUGAGAAUAUGAUUGAAGAGGACUUAGUGGAACGUGCAGCUUCUAGGGAGGAUGCAGCUGACACCUCCUCAGAGCAGAUCACAUGUAAUAUAACAAACUUGUCAAAAGCUAGCCCUGCGAGAAUUAUGAAACAGCAGUCACUGGUGGAAACCUGUGAUAAAACGGCAUCUGAAAGUUUACAAAUGACAGAACAUGGAAAGGUUUCAGACCACAUACAGUGGUUUAACAAGCUGUCUUUAAACGAACCAAGUAGGACUAAAGUUAAGUCACCUCUUAAGUUUCAGCGUACACCUGUCCGUCAGUCUGUCAGAAGAAUAAACUCGUUGUUGGAGUACAGCAGACAACCUGCAAGGCAUGAAUCAGCAGGUCUCGCUGAUGCUCCUCCUCUGGUUAAGUCAGUGAGCUGUCAUGGUGCUCUUUCCUCUUGUGUAGAAGGUGCAUCAAAAGAUUCCUCUAUUUCAGGUAACAAAUCAGGUCCUAAAGAACAGAAGUCUUCAUCAUGCAAACAGUCAAAUGCUGAUGCAAUUUCAAAAUCAAGCAUGGACUUAACUUCUAAGUCUUUCUCAAAGGUGAAGGAGCACCCAGGCAUGAUGAAUGCCCCUCUUAGGUCUACCAGGAUUUGUAAACAGGAAGUGCUACCUGAUGGCCGAGUUAAGGUUCCCUUGGAUGACCUGACAAAUCGUGAUAUAUUGAAACCUGUUGUAAAUAAUAAUAUGGACUUAUCUUCUGAGAUAAAUAACAGGGUCCUUAGGAAACCCUCAGAAAAAGAAAGGGUGUGGUAUAAAGGUUCCCCCAAAAAUCCUAUUGGAAAAGCCCAAUUACUACCAACAAGUAAACCUGUAGACUUGUAAUUGGUAAAUAUUAUACUUGUUAAUGUAAAUAAAAUUAGCAAUCGGUGAUACAAUUUACAGGAUGAUCUACAUGUUAGUUUGUAGCUCAGAAUAACUGUUAAGUGAUAGAUUUUAAUUUCAUUGUACAAACAACUUGGAUUCUUAUGCUUGUAUAAAUGACUUCAUUGUUUUUCUUAAUUAUAGUAGUAUUUAAACUAAUUUUAGUGUGAUCUCUUAAAGCAGGUUACACUUUACCUUUCUAAAGAAGCUGUUGGCUGAGUUAUAAGAAGUUAUUUUUGAAAAUUGCAUCAAUUUUAUUUUUUAAGUGUGCCAGGACGAGUGGAAUGAAGUUGUACUUGUGCCUAUUUUCUGUUAUUGAUCCUAAGAUAAGGUUUCUGGGAGAAAUUUCUAACAUGUAAAGGGAAGAGAGAAGUCCUGCAUAUCCUACUUCUUGAAUUACAUUAAUGUUUAUUGUCUUUACCUAGAUCCCUAGAAAUUAACUUGUUUCGGUAACAUCUUAAUCCUUUAUUCCUUCUUGGGACAAAGCAAUUAGGCUUAUAUUGCCCAUAGAGGUGUACAGUAGUGUGUUCAUGUGAAUUAUGAAUAAUGGCUAAAGCAGAAUAAUGACUCAAGUAUGCUUGUGUAGAAUGAUACUACAGAAGUAAUUGGUAAUUUUUAAGCCAUACUAUGUUUUUAAAAUUUAUUUGCACAAAUUCUCUUGUAUCUGUUUUAUCCAAUAUAGAAUUUUAAAUGAUUCAAGGAAGAAUAAUUAAGCUUGGAAAAUUUUAAUCAAAGUGAUUUAUAUUCAGAUGCUUGAUUUUAGAAUUUAAAAUAAUUGAUGCACCUUUAUACAUUUAAUCUGGAUUCUUGGGAUUCUUAUAAAAAGCCUAUGAUGGUUUUGUGUGUAAAUGUUAUUUAUUUUAGCAUAGACAUUAAAGAUAACCUGGAAAAUGACUUGCCUGAGACUCUAAUGAAAUUCAAAGUAUCUUUUAAAAUUUGGCUCAAAUCAUCAAGCAAUUCUAUCUCAAUUUAUAAUUUAAAUAAUUACAAGAUCUUUAAGGAAAGAAUAUCAACAAUAGAGGGCGUUCUCUAGGUUUUCGAGGAAGGAAUAUACAGGCAGAACCAACCACUAUAGUUUUGCAGGUCAAUAAUGGGAAUGUCAGUUGAGAUGUUGGAGCAGAAUAGAAAGCAUUGUAAGUCUAGGGCAACCAGACUUAGACACUGUGUGUGAGGAAUUUAAAGUCAUCAGAUGUUUGCUUUACCUAGUUCUACUUGAUAGCACAACAUCUGUUUUAUUUCCUAUUUGUAUUACCUAGGAAUCAACCCCUUCUCAGAACUAGUAUUUGACUUAUGUAAAGACUAAAAACCUGUUGAUACAAGUAAGCAUCAUGAAACCGAUUUGCAGUAUAGACUAGACAUGCAUUUCGGAUGUUUAUGGUAUUCCUAAUAGUAGGGAUAGAAAUCACUCAUAAGCUCUGAGAUAUAUGUUAUCUGGUUCAAAGUAAUUUUUAAGAUUUCACUUUUAAACUUUAAAAAAUGCAUUAAUGUCAUUUUUAAAUCCACGGGAGCAGGUGAAAUGUUGAACUGGAAGACAAAUUCAGUGAGAAGGCAGAGAAGAUUAACUACAAAUCAACCUGAAUUAGUGCCUUUUCUGAAAAAUUAAUAAUGAAAGAUAUUUAUUUAAAAAGCUACACACAUAUCCCUCCCAUUUUUUCUGAGCUGAAAGCUGCAAUACAGAGUAUAGGAUUAUGACAGUGAGUAGCUCGGCAGUGUGGUGAUUGGAUAAACUCAGGAAAGUAGAGCUUUAGAAUUGAUUUAAUCUCUCCAUUUUCAUUUUACAUGAAACAUCAUAGUUUACUAAUUUGGGGGAUAUUUGACCAAAUGGUACACAAACAACAAAGUUGAAAGUGUCUGGACAUGUGCAGUAACUUAAAGGAUUAUUUUCACUUUGUUCUUGCAAGUGCAAAUAAACAUCUAGUGUUCCUUUGGUCUAUCUUGACAAUAAACAAGGCUAUUAUAUAGAACUUAAAUUAGUAGGCUGCUUGAUAACAUUUUGUAAUCACUAAGAAUUUAAUGUAAGAUUCUGAUAAUAAUCAAGCCCAGGAUAUAUAUGAUAGAUGUUUUGUUUUUAAAAUGUCAAAUUUCAUAUGAAGUAUAAACAUUUUGGUGUAUUUCAGUCAAAUUUCCAUUCAACACAAAAACAGUCAAUUGUAAUUACUUCUCCAUUUUUCCAAGCACAAAAAGAGGGUAACAGUUAACAAUGUUUAAGUAAAAUUCAGAGUUGGGGGGAAAAAAACAGCUCAGUAUGCAUGAGUAAUAAAUAUUAAACCCCAGCAUUGUUAAACCUAAUUCCAAUAGAUAGUAUUUGUCUUGUUGAUUUAUCAUGCUCAGAAACAAGAGCUGGAAACAGAGCAUCUAUGGAAGGAAGGGCACUAGGAAAGGAAGGACGUUUGGCUUCAACCUGAAAGGCCAUGUGUCUCACAAAUGAGGUUUGUGGGCCCCUCUUCAGGGCAUAAGAUUGCCAUAGAUGCUAAUGGAUUUGCUGCAUAGAGCUAGGAUGAAGAGAUUUGGAUUCUAACCUCAAAUUACUUUGUUACUCUCAGACACUAGACAAUUCAUCCCUAGUCUUGAGAGAAAUUUGCAAUACUUUCAUUGUGAAGUUUUGUGUUUUAAUUUCUGUAUUUGAACAAAAUUAAUGUUCAAGGUUGCACUACAAAUCUUUAACAGAAAAAUCUAAGGGUCUACCUGGGCAAAUUUCUGCUAUGUGCCAGGCGUGUGGUUUUUCUUCAUGCCAAAGGAAUUUUACUUGAUGGUGUGGAAGUUUAAAAACACUCAAAACUGAUAUUCCUAGAGGUUUUCGUGUGUUUUUGGUGUGUGAGUUUCACAGAAGUUUCUAGCACCUUGUAUUAAAUAUCUAUAUAAUUGUCCUUCUUAAUAAAAGGGUUUCUG
Molecule: messenger RNA, 6705 nt
Organism: Manis pentadactyla (Chinese pangolin)
Lineage: Eukaryota; Metazoa; Chordata; Mammalia; Pholidota; Manidae
Gene: ARHGAP11A
Product: Rho GTPase activating protein 11A
Exons: 12
Coding region: 742-3777 (1011 amino acids)
Biological process (GO): signal transduction
Source: RefSeq, a predicted model, not a curated record